GCAUUCAGUAGUUACAAAGAUACAGCCGGUUCCGCGAGUUGAAAGUUUAACGCUUGUUUGGCAGAAAUCCCUGCGAUAUGAGUUAGUAACCCCCCGGGAAAGGAUACGUUUGGCCAAUGAGGUCUGCAGUUUCAGGAGCGUUGAUUCUAUUGGGAAUGGGCAGAGUGAUAAAACACAGUCCAUGGGAAAGGAAAAUCCAAGGCUACUUUUGCAAUUGAGGCAGGAGAAAUCGUCUCUUCGUCUGCAAAAAUGUCCUUACGAUCUGGUUCAAGAACUUAUGAUGGAGAGGAGACAAAGACGGUGGCGAUUGUUGGUGGUGGCUUAGUUGGUGCUUUAAAUGCAUGUUUCUUCGCAAAGCGAGGUUUUCAAGUGGAACUUUAUGAAGCACGCAAAGAUAUUCGAACUGCAAAAGAUGCAAGGGGAAGAAGCAUCAAUCUUGCAUUAUCUUACAGAGGAAGGCAGGCUCUAAAAGCUAUUGGCAUGGAAAACCAAAUAGUGUCUAAGGGCAUUCCCAUGAAUGGGCGAAUGAUCCACUCCCUGUCAGGCAGCAAGUCUUCUAUUCCUUAUGGAACAAAAGGCCAGUAUAUCUUGUCAGUGGAUAGAGCAAAUUUAAACCGAGCAUUAUUAUUUGCUGCUAAUCAAUACCCAAACGUUAAGUUAAACUUUGAAAAGAAAUUGCAACACUACAGUGCUGAUAAGGGGAUCCUGACAUUUAUCAGGCCGGAUGGCUCGAAAUGUGAAGUAUCUCCUGACCUUGUUGUUGGAUGUGAUGGAGCCUUUUCAACUACAAGAAAGCAGUUUAUGCGACAAGUCAGGUUUGAUUACAGCCACGUGUACAUCCCUCAUGGUUACAUGGAGCUUACAAUACCCCCUAAAAAUAGUGAUUUUGCAAUGGAGCCUAAUUUUCUUCACAUAUGGCCUAGAAACACCUUCAUGAUGAUUGCUUUGCCCAAUUUGGACAAGUCAUUUACCUGUACUCUCUUCAUGCCUUUUGAAGAAUUUGAGAAGCUCACCACAGGAGAUGAAGUGCUUCAAUUUUUCAAGAAAUACUUUCCAGAUUCCAUAUCUCUAAUAGGAGUUGAGGCAUUGAUGCAGGAUUAUUUCCGUUUGCCAGCCCAGGCUAUGAUUUCAGUGAAGUGUUCCUCCUACCAUAUCGGUUCCAAGUGUGUGUUAAUGGGAGAUGCAGCACACGCUGUUGUUCCUUUUUAUGGCCAAGGCAUGAAUGCAGGCUUUGAAGAUUGUAUUGUCUUUGAUGAAUUAAUGGACAAGUUUCACAAUGAUAUCGGUAAGUGUCUUCCAGAGUUUUCAAUGUCACGUGUACCAGAUUGCCAUGCUAUUGCUGAUCUGGCCAUGUACAACUAUGUGGAGAUGCGUAAGCAUGUGAACUCAAAAUGGUUUAUUUUCCGCAAAUAUGUGGAUAAUUUCCUCCAUUACUGUAUGCCAAGGACUGUUGUGCCUUUAUAUACCAUGGUGACUUUUACCAGAAUACAAUACCAUGAAGUGGUACAGCGGUCAAAACGGCAAAACAAGAUUAUCAAUACCAUGCUGUUUGUGAUGGGAGCAAUUGCAACAAUCACAGGAGUGGUCUUUCUUUUCAAGCAUUUUCCUCAGGAACUUAAUAUGCAGCAGCUGAAGAAUUGGAAUUUUAUCUUUAAGUAACUUGAAGCAGCUAAGUGGGCAACAAAUUUCUGGCAGUUUAAUAGGAAAUGGAAAUUCAAUAUUUUUCUAAUUUAAGAGAUGACAGUCUGAUUUUCCUCUGAGUAGUAAGGAGCUAACAUUAUUAGAAAAUGUUUUUUAUGUGUCAGCCAUUGGUAUCUAUUGCCCCCUGCACGCAGGGCAUAAUUUCACCUGCAUGGAGGUGGCAGAAGAGGUUGUGAGAAGGGGAGGUAAAGAAGUAAGCUGGCCCUGGAGAGAAACUCAUUAUUGUCACCUCAACAAUUAAAUGGUCAUGAGUAUUUUUUAUUUUAUUACUAGCCUAUUCAUUAUUACUCACUUCUGGAGCAGGGUGGGGGGGAGGGGGACUUGAACCUAGGCCUCCUGUCAUAGAGGUAGGGGCACUAACACUGCCAACAGAAACCCUUGCUAGCAAUUAAGUCUAUUUUAUUGUCAAUUACUGGCCACAUACAGGCCUCAGUUUGUUUCUUCCCUGACCACCUGCCUCCCUGGUGGGUGAGGAAAGUGGCUAGUUUUCAGAGUGAGAAGCUUUGGUAACUUACCUGCCAAGAUGGGAAAGAGGAGUCUCUCGAACUGAUCCAAACUGAAGGCAGUCGGAGACAUGGAUGGAUGGAUGGCAAAAACUGGACCACACUUCACAUGACCCCGAUAAAUAAAUACUUCUCACCACUGGUCCCUCAAUCACGGAGCCACAGGGUCAUUUACACGGACAUUCGGAUCCAGAAACUGCUGGGCUGUGAUUGGCAGGCCGCAGUGUUGAAGACUGUGAUAGGAUGAGAUAUCCUCCCUCAACAUUCUACUUUUCAUGACCUAGUUGUUGUGUAGUUGGGUGAGCUAUCUUGUCCACAGGGGUGACGUGUUGGUUGUCACUUAAAAUGCUAUCUCCAACCUUUGAAAUAAAGUGGAAAAAUUCUUCCCUUAGUUUAAUUAUUAACCUUGUUUCGUAAUUCAUCGACAGCCAAUGUAGUGUGUUUUGGCAGGAAUAGAAGCGAGAGACAAAGAUUGGGCUGUUGCCCUGUUUCCAAACAACAGCAAAGUGAUGGCGGCCUGAAAAUCACAGGGUAGCACUCAUCAAUCCAUUUCUCUUGCCAUCCACCAUGUCCCAUUUUUGGAGUAACAGUUGAAACAGAAGAGCAGCAGUCUGUGUCAAAUCAGCCAGUACCCAUCUUACAACAUGGAUAUCAGGUUCCUUUGCCUUAAGUGGGAAGCAUUGGUUGCAAUGACAUUUUUACAGUGAUCUUCAAAGGAAUUGCUGCAGAAAGCUGUAAUUUAAAAAAUACACACUCUCUCGCACUAACUUUUGUGGCCCCUACAUAGGCUGAUUCAUUUCUCAGUGCCAAGACUUCAUGUCACAACCCUCCAACAUUUCUGAUGGCACCUACUUCCCCUAUCACUACCUUCUUCCAUACUAUGAUGUGGCAGAGCCGGCAUUGGAUUGGCGUGGACAAAGUUAAAAAUCACACAACCACAGGUUAUAGUCCAACAGGUUUAUUUGGAAGCACGAGCUUCAUCAGGUGGUUGUGGAACAGGGCCAUAAGGCACAGA
Molecule: messenger RNA, 3219 nt
Organism: Chiloscyllium plagiosum (whitespotted bambooshark)
Lineage: Eukaryota; Metazoa; Chordata; Chondrichthyes; Orectolobiformes; Hemiscylliidae
Gene: kmo
Product: kynurenine 3-monooxygenase
Biological process (GO): quinolinate biosynthetic process; L-tryptophan catabolic process
Cellular component (GO): mitochondrial outer membrane
Molecular function (GO): FAD binding; kynurenine 3-monooxygenase activity
Source: RefSeq, a predicted model, not a curated record